This is a messenger RNA of Spodoptera littoralis (African cotton leafworm), 291 nucleotides long. The record is from the annotation of a GenBank genome assembly. Lineage: Eukaryota; Metazoa; Arthropoda; Insecta; Lepidoptera; Noctuidae.
AUGACAGUGACAUCAUAUAAUCAUGCGAGCACGAAUUUAGUGGGCAAGUUCACCCAGAGCGUCCGUCGUAUCGUGCAAGAUGUCAAGGAUGAAGGCACAUCUAGCGGGCAGACGAAGGAAGAGGUGAUAGAAACCAAUGAACGUCUUCGCGGAGUGCGGGUGCGUCUCGAUGAGAACUAUGAUACGGCGAAGAAGGCGCUCGUCACACUCAUGGCUCGCUACAGCGAGUCCAAGUCCCAGAGAAACGUGUUCACAAGAUACGCAUUGCUCAAAGCUAUGAUAAAGGUAUAG